Molecule: messenger RNA, 1205 nt
Organism: Stegodyphus dumicola
Lineage: Eukaryota; Metazoa; Arthropoda; Arachnida; Araneae; Eresidae
Product: peripheral plasma membrane protein CASK-like
Biological process (GO): protein phosphorylation
Molecular function (GO): ATP binding; protein kinase activity; protein binding
Source: RefSeq, a predicted model, not a curated record
CCAGAGGUCCGUUCAGCAUGGUACGAAGAUGCGUUCAUCGGACGACAGGUCAUCAGUUCGCCGUCAAAGUCGUCGACGUUGCCAAAUUUACUUCUUGUCCAGGCCUUAGCACAGAAGAUUUGAAACGUGAGGCGACAAUAUGCCACAUGCUCAAGCAUCCGCAUAUAGUGGAGCUCCUGGAGACGUACAGUUCAGAUGGAAUGCUUUACAUGGUCUUCGAAUACAUGGAAGGAUCCGAUUUGUGUUAUGAAAUUGUGAAAAGAGCUCUUGCUGGCUUUGUUUAUAGUGAAGCAGUUGCAAGCCACUAUAUGAGACAAGUAUUAGAAGCUGUUCGGUACUGUCAUGAAAAUGACAUUAUUCACAGAGAUAUAAAGCCUCAAUGUAUUCUAUUAGCUACAAAAGAAAAUUCUGCUCCUGUUAAACUUGGAGGUUUUGGCUCAGCACUUAAAAUCAAAGGAGAGAAAAUAAUAAAUGGAGAAUUUGUUCAUGACUAUCGAACCAAUAUCGGCCCAAAUGGUCGAUUUUACUUGAAGUGUGAUGAGUUUGGUAGAAUAGGUACUUCUCAUUUUAUGGCUCCUGAAAUAGUUUUAAGAAGGCCUUAUGGAAAGCCAGCUGAUGUUUGGAGCUGUGGCGUUCUUCUAUAUGUUUUACUAACGGGUACAUUGCCAUUUUUAGGAACUAAAGAAUGGUUAUAUGAAUCGAUAUGCAGUGGGCAAGUUAAUAUGACUGGAAGGUCAUGGGAUGUAAUUAGUAGCCAUGCGAAAGAUUUAUUAAGUAAAAUGUUAGCUCUUAAUCCUAAGGAUCGCAUAACAGUAGAUGAAGCUCUGAAUCAUCCAUGGAUUAAGGAGAGAGAAUUAUGUGCCCCAAAAAUACAUCUCCAAGAAACUGUGGAUGAGCUUAGUAAAUUUAAUGCUAGGAGAAAGUUAAAGGGAGCUGUAAUUGCUGCUAUUUCAAGUCCAAAGUGGACAAAUUUUUAUAAUGAUCCUUCCAUAGAUAAAGUAUCAGAUUAUGACCUUGAAGAAAUAACAUCAGCAGGAGCAGUGUCCAUGGUAUUGGAUAGUUUAGAUGAUAUACACUGCCUGACAGAAUGUCCACCACAUGAUCGUGAGUUUCUAAUGUCUGUCCUGGAUGAUACACAUCUUCAUGCAUUGUUAGAUGUGAGUACUUAUAACAUCAUGUAUUUACUUUAAAUGUUUAAAAAUGUG